Musa acuminata AAA Group (dessert banana) is the source of this 1630-nucleotide messenger RNA. RefSeq names its product NADH dehydrogenase [ubiquinone] 1 alpha subcomplex subunit 9, mitochondrial-like. Gene Ontology annotation, molecular function: protein-containing complex binding. Gene Ontology annotation, cellular component: mitochondrion. The transcript has 12 exons. Bases 91 to 1284 code for a protein of 397 amino acids. NCBI's taxonomy places the organism in Eukaryota, Viridiplantae, Streptophyta, Magnoliopsida, Zingiberales, Musaceae. The record is from RefSeq and is a predicted model, not a curated record.
AACCCAUCAGACCUGGGGGUUGUUUUGAUCUGCUUCACCGGCGCCGCUGUACCCGGCGAGCGACUUCGGGAACCCUGACACCUUUUCGAAAUGAUGCAGGCUGGUUGGAGGCGCUCCGGGCGGCGAUUCCUAGAGCAAUCGCCCGCUCUCUCGACCUUGAAAUCCAUCUAUCCUUUGUCUUCGUCUGAAUGUGGAGUCGAUCGCCCUCGUUAUGGAUCUACGGUUGCUGUGAAGGGAACGGGGCAUCUCAUCCGCAAGGGAACCGGUGGACGAUCUUCUGUCAGUGGAAUUGUUGCUACUGUGUUUGGAGCUACUGGAUUUCUUGGCCGUUAUGUUGUCAGCCAGCUUGCUAAAAUGGGCUCACAAGUGCUGGUUCCUUUUCGGGGAUCUGAGGAUUCUCACCGGCACCUCAAAUUGAUGGGCGACCUUGGUCAGAUUGUCCCUAUGAAGUACAAUCCAAGAGAUGAAAAUUCAAUUAAAGCUGUAAUGGCAAAGUCAAAUGUGGUCUUCAAUCUAAUUGGAAGAGAGUACGAGACUCGAAACUACAGUUUUGAAGAAGUGAACCAUGCCAUGGCUGAACAACUUGCAUUGAUUGCUAAAGAACAUGGAGGUAUAAUGAGAUUCGUACAAGUUUCUUGCUUAGGGGCAUCUUCUUCAUCUCCUUCCAGAAUGUUGAGGGCAAAGGCUGCAGCAGAGGAGGCUGUACUUAGACAGUUCCCAGAGGCCACAAUUAUGAAGCCUGGAAUUAUGAUUGGUACAGAAGAUAGGAUUUUGAAUAGAUGGGCACAAUUUGCCAAAAAAUGGAGCUUUCUUCCACUCAUUGGAGAUGGAUCUACAAAGAUUCAACCAGUUUACGUUAUUGAUGUGGCUGCUGCAAUUAUGGCUUCCUUGAAAGAUGAUGGUAGUAGCAUGGGAAAGGUUUAUGAGCUUGGUGGACCAGAGGUUUAUACUCUACAUCAACUGGCAGAACUGAUGUACGACAUGAUACGGGAAUGGCCACGAUAUGUGAAAAUUCCUUUCCCUAUUGCAAAGGCAAUUGCAACUCCUCGAGAAUUGUUGUUAAAGAAAGUGCCAUUCCCUUUACCCAACCCAGACAUAUUCAAUCUGGAUCAGAUCAACUCUUUCACUGUGGACACUGUAGUCUCAGAUAAUGCUUUGACAUUCAAGGAUCUCGGUAUGGUUCCUCACAAACUGAAAGGCUACCCUGUAGAGUACUUGAUAUCGUACCGCAAGGGUGGACCAUCUUUUGGCUCUACAGUCAGUGAAAGAGUAACAGCAGAGUAAAAUUGACCAGCUUUUGUCAAUUUUAAGCCUUGGUCGAAUUGACAACAAUAUAUAAAGGAUGAAGAUUGUUGUAAGAACAAUUUCUUGACUUUGGCUGUCGUCCAAGUUACCUAUUUGGUGAGAUAUAUAUCAAACUCAAAUCAAGCAGUGACUUUGCCGCUCGUCGCUUUCUGGGAGUGGUGCUUUCAUUAGAUUAAUAAGUGGCAAGGGUAGUUGUCAAAACUUCAUUCCUUUGUUGCAGAGAAGAUUACAUAUUUAUAACUUCUCGUUCAUCUUGUUUUACCCUUUUGAAGCUUGUACGCCAGUGUUUAAAGCCAUUCUAAUCAGCAUCAUCAGCUUUUACACA